Messenger RNA from Drosophila eugracilis, 1781 nucleotides. It is a transcript of the gene Rac1, whose product is annotated as ras-related protein Rac1. Gene Ontology annotation, molecular function: GTP binding; GTPase activity; protein kinase binding. Gene Ontology annotation, cellular component: cytoskeleton; plasma membrane; cell cortex. The record is from RefSeq and is a predicted model, not a curated record. The transcript has a single exon. NCBI's taxonomy places the organism in Eukaryota, Metazoa, Arthropoda, Insecta, Diptera, Drosophilidae. The coding region runs from base 367 to 945 and encodes 192 amino acids. Gene Ontology annotation, biological process: regulation of cell shape; cortical cytoskeleton organization; motor neuron axon guidance.
UUGAACAGUCCAGCCGCGGUCACACUGCAGUACACAGAAAAUUUACAUUUUUUGUUGAGAAAAUUAGGGAAUUCAACGCACAAAAGGCAAAUUACCGAGGUCCAAAACGCAAGGCGCGAUCAUCAGUCGCCCCAAGGACCAAAAGGCACUGCAGAAAUAGUCCGGGAUUUAGGGAUAUCAAGGAUAAGGGCCUUCGAACGCAACAGCCCUCCGCCGCCGCCGCCCAAAAAGAACCAACAAAAAAAAAACGACUGAGGACUGCCAACCAGCCAUAAGAAGAAGCACCCCCGCAAUCUUCAAUCUCCAAUCUCUAGAACACAAAGCACUUCACUCCAGAACUAGAAAUCCAACCCGGAAACUAGCACCAUGCAGGCGAUCAAGUGCGUCGUCGUCGGCGACGGUGCCGUGGGAAAAACCUGCCUGCUGAUCAGCUAUACGACCAAUGCCUUUCCCGGCGAGUACAUACCCACCGUUUUUGACAAUUACUCGGCCAAUGUAAUGGUCGAUGCCAAGCCCAUUAACCUGGGCCUCUGGGAUACGGCCGGACAGGAGGAUUACGACAGACUGAGACCCUUGUCCUAUCCCCAAACCGAUGUCUUCCUCAUCUGCUUCUCGCUGGUGAAUCCAGCUUCGUUCGAGAACGUGAGGGCUAAGUGGUACCCGGAGGUGCGCCAUCACUGCCCAAGCACUCCCAUAAUUUUAGUGGGCACCAAGUUGGAUUUGCGCGACGACAAGAACACAAUCGAAAAGCUGAGGGACAAGAAGCUGGCGCCCAUCACCUACCCGCAGGGUUUGGCCAUGGCCAAGGAAAUCGGAGCGGUCAAGUAUCUUGAAUGCUCGGCCCUGACGCAGAAGGGUCUAAAAACCGUUUUCGAUGAGGCCAUCCGAUCGGUUUUGUGCCCCGUGCUACAACCCAAGUCCAAGCGCAAGUGCGCCCUGCUCUAAAAGAGUUAGAGAAAGAGAGUUCACCCAAUUGGACUCGGCUUAAACGUAAUAUUAUUAACUAUAAAACCAUUAUGUAACCUAAGCGUUGGCCAGGCUAAAAGGCUGAUCCGUAGUUUCUUUGUUACAAUUUUGCCACUAAUUUUCGCUGCUACAUGGGAUUCUCCCAAUCAAACAAUUGCUUUCGUUUCGUUUCUGAGUUCGUUUCGUGUGUUCUGUAAUUCAUAAUCCAAUUCUGUUUACCCGUGCAUUAAUUUCAACUAAAAGUUAAAAGCGAGAUGUUUCUAGAUAAAACGGAGAAGUGUAAACUCUAACUGUAUUUUGUAUUAUUUAAUAACUUUUGUAAUUAAAAUUAAUGUUGUAAAACUGAGGUAAAACCAAAAAAACUACAAAAAAAGUGAGGAAAGGACGAGAAUAGCCGCAUAAAGAGCAUAAAAGUAGAUGUCGCCUGUUGAUCGAAGGUCCUCUAGCCGGGAUCAGGAUAUUGAGUCAGUAAAGUAAACGUUCCAUUGCAAUUACACUUACAUUAUUACAUACUUGUAUUUAGAUGUUGUUGGAUAUCGAAGCGACGAAGCGGCAGGUAACAACUUUUUAAACUUUUGCUAGAUCCAGGAACUAUCAAUAUAUAUAUAUAUAUAUACAUGUAUGUAUAAGAUGAAAAGUCCUUCGUAUACUAUGUACUGAAAUUAAAGGCAUCAAACUGAGAAACUUUGAAUACUUUGUAUUUUAAAAAGUUAGAUAUUCAAGAAAACCAACAGCAACAAAACAAGAACGAAACCAAGAUAAUUAUAUAAAUGUGUCUAUUUCAAUGGAAAUCAAUAAAGCAUAAAUAAAAAGAA